Diospyros lotus (date-plum) is the source of this 1080-nucleotide messenger RNA. RefSeq lists its product as uncharacterized. Gene Ontology annotation, biological process: DNA integration. The record is from RefSeq and is a predicted model, not a curated record. Lineage: Eukaryota; Viridiplantae; Streptophyta; Magnoliopsida; Ericales; Ebenaceae. Bases 1 to 1080 code for a protein of 359 amino acids. Gene Ontology annotation, molecular function: nucleic acid binding. The transcript has 2 exons.
AUGGUCAAAGACGUGAUAGCGCGUUUUCGGUAUGUAAAAGUGGAGUAUGUCCCUCGGGCCAUGAAUGCGAAGGAAGAUUUAUUGUCUCGAAUUGCCUUUUCUUCUUUCCCUACAAGCUCCCGAGAGAUUCAGAUCGAGUUCCUGCCACAGAAGAGUAUCGAAGAGGUCGUUGAUCAAUUAUGUGUGGAGGACGAACCUAGUUGGAUGGAUCCUUUGCUGUUAUACUUAAGGGAGGAAAGACUCCCUCAGGUUGAUUCGGAAGCUCAGGAAGUUAGAAGAAAGGCCCGAAGCUACGUGUUAGUCAAUGGGGAACUUUACAGAAGGUCAUUCUCGCAGCCGUUGCUCAAGUGUAUCAAGCUCCGCGAAGCAGAUUAUAUCCUGAGGGAGAUUCACGAAGGCAUAUGUGGAAGUCAUAUCGAAGCUCGAACUCUUAGCCAAAAAGCUCUUCGGCAAGGGUAUUAUUGGCCAACGAUGGCAAAGGAUUCAGAACGGUUAGUCAGGACCUGUGACAAAUGCCAGCGGACCUCCAACUUGGUCCAUGUUAAGUAUAUCAUGGCUUCCAUUGAUUAUUUCACAAAGUGGGUUGAAGCUGAGGCAAUGGCUUCUAUCACCGCCCGGCGUGUGAAGCAAUUUCUAUGGAAGAAUGUGGUUUGUCGUUUCGAAAUUCCUCGGGUACUAAUAUCCGAUAACGGCACUCAGUUUACUGAUCGAUCUGUCCAAGAAUGGUGCCAGGAAUUGGGAAUUAGGCAGCAGUUCACUUUGGUGGCCCAUCCACAAGCCAAUAGACAAAUUGAACUCACCAACAGAACUUUGUUACGUGGUCUAAAAGCGCGAGUGGAUAAGGCAGAUGGCAGUUGGGUGGAAGAACUACCGAGCAUCCUGUGGUCUUACCGAACCACAGUGAAGGUAUCCACGGGAGAAACCCCUUUUAGCUUAUGUUACGGUUCGGAAGCAUCAAUCCCAGUUGAAAUAGGAGUACCUACGCUAAGAGUGGAGCUUUUUAGCCCUGAAUCCAACGAACAAAAUCUGAGGGACAACUUAGACCUCCUUGAUGAACUUCCUGAUUACGUAAAGAUUUGA